AGGAAUUGUAGCGAUGGGGAAGUUCAAGCAGGAAAUCAUCUUGGCUGCUAAAUCAACUACAGAGGAAUCUAGCAAGGUUAUGGCCGAGCUUCAAAACAAUGGUAAAGCGCGAUAGCAAUUAGGGAGGCACACGCGAUAGCAAUGUCUUAUCAUCGACGGAAAACCUUAUCGCAUAACCUUUCCGAUUGCCACUUCCCUUUACAACUCCUCAUGCCCCGAUCACCCCUACGUCGUCCCUUACAAUACGCAUCGCGUCGGUCUAUAUCCUACCGAUCGCGUCUCGAGUCAGAAUCACGGGCGGUAGAUGAUGCGUCGAGCAGAACGGUAACAGACGAUGGCAAACCCGGCGCCAUGUCGCGGCGCCUCGCCCAAGCUACCGAAGACGCCCUCCUCGAUGGCGGCCGUGCCGGGCAGCAGGCGAUUGAAGCGGCCGGAUUCUCGGACGAGCUAAAAGCAGAGCUCCUCGACAAAAUCGCCGGCCAGCAGUUCAAGAGCGACAAUCUCGCCGCGUUCACGGAAGCCGAGCUCUCGCCUCCUGUUGGUCGCGGCACGAGGGAUAUCGCCGUUGCAGCGCCAUGGACGGGGUCGGAGGGGCAGGGAGACGCCAUUCUCCGCAUGCUACACGAUGCGCAUAAGCCGUUGAAGCCAGUCGUGGAUAUGCGACUGCAGCGCGCCCCGAAGAAGACGCCAGCCCAGCGGAUCUCAAACGCAAAAGAACGCACAACCUCAUAUACUACCGCAAACGACAGCAGCAUGUCCCUAAAGGAACGGGAGGAGCUGCGCGCGAGCCUAAAAGAACGAUUUGGCUCUGGCGUCCAGACUGGCUCUAUGCCGACGUCAUUCCGUGGGUUAGAGUCCCUCGCAAACCGGCGUAUCGAGGAUGCCAUCGCUCGGGGACAGUUCAAGGAUAUCCCCCGUGGCACCUCUACCGUCCGCGACCGUCGAGUCGACAGCCCCUUCGUUGACACAACCGAGUAUAUCAUGAACAACAUGAUCAAGCGCCAGGCCCUCGUCCCACCGUGGAUUGAGAAGCAGCAGGCCCUCCAUACCGCGGCAGCCAAUUUCCGUGCCCGUCUGCGAAAGGAUUGGACGAGGCACGCGGUUGGGGUAGUGGUUGCUACUAGCGGUAGCGUUCAGGAACAAGUUCGCAGGGCGGAGGCAUACGCGCGGGCUGAGAUGGGGCUUCGAGUCGGAGGCAUACAACCCCCUGGCUCGGAUUUGCUCGAAGAGAAGAGUCGGGAGCAGAGAGGCGGGGACAUACAAGCCCCUGACUCCUCGGAUCCCCCUCUAGAAAAAGCGAGCACCGGAGACAUAUCACCUCAGGGAAAUGCGACUCAACAGACAAUCGCGGAUGACCCCCCGCAAGCUCUGGACCUCCCACCCCUCCGCGAUCCAGCGUGGGAGCGCCAGCAUCUGUCAUACCACACCCUAGCCAUCGCAGAGCUCAACGCAACUGCGCGAUCGUAUAACCUCCAAGCCCCUGACCUGGCGAAGAAGCCGUAUUACGCGCUAGAGAGGGAGAUGGCGUCUUGCUUCGCUGAUGUUGCGAUGGUGUUGGCGAGGGAGGUUGUAGGGGGUGGGGACAAACCUGAGGAAGGGAAAGUUUGGAACAAAGAGCGCGAUCGGGGAGUCAUGUGGCGGAUUGUGGGGGAGAAGGCAGUGGUGAGGGAUGAGAGGGGACCGAAGUAUGGGUUCAAGGAGUUGUGGAGGGACUUUUUUAGAUAGAGGCAUAGACGGGAUGGUCGGAAGACGGAAAUACGGGUUCAAGGAGUUGCGGAGAGUUCUUAGAUAUAAUAUACCCGGUUGGACGUUGACAUAUCCCAUAUUAUCCCACUCUGACGUAC
This is a messenger RNA of Pseudogymnoascus verrucosus, 1844 nucleotides long. RefSeq lists its product as uncharacterized. Bases 142 to 1725 code for a protein of 527 amino acids. The transcript has 2 exons. The record is from RefSeq and is a predicted model, not a curated record. Lineage: Eukaryota; Fungi; Ascomycota; Leotiomycetes; Thelebolales; Thelebolaceae.